Lampris incognitus (smalleye Pacific opah) is the source of this 564-nucleotide messenger RNA. RefSeq names its product myosin, light chain 2b, regulatory, cardiac, slow (gene myl2b). Gene Ontology annotation, cellular component: cytoplasm; myofibril. The record is from RefSeq and is a predicted model, not a curated record. Gene Ontology annotation, biological process: heart development; muscle cell fate specification; cardiac muscle contraction. The coding region runs from base 50 to 499 and encodes 149 amino acids. Lineage: Eukaryota; Metazoa; Chordata; Actinopteri; Lampriformes; Lampridae. Gene Ontology annotation, molecular function: calcium ion binding. The transcript is spliced from 6 exons.
CAAGAAAGCGAAGAGGAGAGCAGAGGGAGCCAGCUCAAACGUGUUCUCCAUGUUUGAACAGGCCCAGAUCCAGGAGUUCAAAGAAGCUUUUACUAUUAUGGACCAAAACAGAGACGGCUUCAUAGACAAGAAUGACCUCAGAGACACAUUUGCAGCUUUAGGUCGUUUAAAUGUGAAGCAAGAGGAGCUUGACGAGAUGCUGAAAGAAGCACCAGGACCCAUUAAUUUUACAGUCUUUCUCACCAUGUUUGGAGAAAAACUGAAAGGAGCUGACCCCGAGGAGACCAUCCUCAACGCUUUCAAAGUCUUUGACCCCGAAGGAAAGGGAACUUUAAAGAAAGACUUUGUGACAGAGAUGCUGACAACUCAGGCAGACAGGUUCUCUCCUGAGGAGAUGCAGCAGAUGUUCACCGCAUUUCCUCCGGAUGUCACGGGCAACCUUGACUACAAGAACCUCGUCCAUAUCAUCACACACGGGGAAGAGAAAGAUCAAGAAUAGAUCCACACCGCUGACUGGCAUCUCUGAGUUGGCAUUGACCCCCUGUAACAUUGAAAGCAAUGGGU